AACUCGGGAACUUAUUCAUAUGCACUUUUUAUCUAUGUGUAGAUGACCUCGAGAAAGGCAGGAGACCAAUCACCAGCCACCUACCAAACACUCGACCAAUCCUCACCACUUUCAUCCCCUAUUUUAACCCCACCGCUUAGAGAAAACGCGCGAAUCGCAUACCGCGGGUGUACUGCGCUUCCACCCCCAAAAUGGCUGCGAAAUCGCGCGGGCAUUAUGACCGGCGAUCAAAAUAAACGGGCGGAUUAAUUUGAGGGGUAAAUUUGAGGAAAACUAAAGUGAAAAAAAUAAUAAUAAUAGUGUAUAAGUUUACUACCACUACGCCCGCAGUUAUACUACUCCCUCACCUUGGGGUUUUUUUCUAUUCAAGGUACAUAUCUGGAGGCUGGAGAAUAGUCUGUUGGUCACAAGGGGUUGCAGACACCAACCACGCAGAAGUACGUCGUGCGUUCACGGUUAAACAUGUUUUAAUCUUUAGCUUCCACGAUCUAUAAAUAAGUAAUAACAAUAAUUAAUUUGUGUUGUGAUUUAAAAAUGAUGCAAGAACAUAAAUCAUUUCUUAUUAGAGAUCUUUUGGGUGAUGUGCUAGCAGAACGUGUGCAAGAUGAUUCAGAAGACGACUCGGCGCUUCAUUCAGACUCUGAAGACACGAUAGAUCCUGGAAGUAGUCCAUGUACGAGAUUGAGCAGCCCGAAUCCUUUGUUGUCGCCAUCACCCGAUCCGCAGGUUAAUUCAAUAAAAUCUUGCGGCGGAUCCACUUCGGGAGCUACUCAAUCAGGACGUAAACCUCGAAGAAGACGAACGGCUUUUACCCACGCUCAGUUGGCUUAUCUUGAACGGAAAUUUCGUUGUCAGAAGUAUCUCAGUGUUGCUGAUCGGAGUGAUGUUGCUGAUGCUUUGUCGUUGUCUGAGACUCAGGUUAAAACAUGGUAUCAAAAUAGAAGAACAAAGUGGAAGCGUCAAAACCAACUAAGACUCGAGCAACUGCGGCACCAAGCGACGGUAGAAAAAGAACUCCUUGUCCGUGGUGUUGGUCUUCAUCAUGGCAGCAUCGACGCUUAUUGUCCACCGUAUUCACAAACUGGAAACUCACCACAUCCUCCGCCACCACCUCCACCACCAGCACCUUCUUCAGCGUCCACCGCAGCCUUUUUAUCCACCGCGGCGGCACUUUUUCGCAACGUUACAUAUGUUCACGGAUGCCCGCUUUAACAUCCAUCUACUUCCAUUGACUAUCAAUCAUGGAACUAACUAUCACCUUCUGUAAAUAUGUAAUUAUCAACUAUUAGAUCUACUAUACAAUAUUAUUUGUCAUCAUCAUCAUCAUCACAAUUAUUAUCUGUGCAAUUUUACUUAGUUUUAUUUUUUAAAAAUCUAAUAUGACUAAAUAAUAAAUCAAUUAAAUUAUUCUUUUCAUAAAAUCAUUAUCAGUGUUAUAUUGUGAUGCAC
Molecule: messenger RNA, 1449 nt
Organism: Cotesia glomerata
Lineage: Eukaryota; Metazoa; Arthropoda; Insecta; Hymenoptera; Braconidae
Product: barH-like 2 homeobox protein
Exons: 4
Coding region: 535-1212 (225 amino acids)
Biological process (GO): regulation of DNA-templated transcription
Molecular function (GO): DNA-binding transcription factor activity, RNA polymerase II-specific; DNA binding
Source: RefSeq, a predicted model, not a curated record